This is a messenger RNA of Thermothelomyces thermophilus ATCC 42464, 366 nucleotides long. RefSeq lists its product as uncharacterized. The annotation marks the transcript as partial. Lineage: Eukaryota; Fungi; Ascomycota; Sordariomycetes; Sordariales; Chaetomiaceae. The transcript has a single exon. The record is from RefSeq and is a predicted model, not a curated record.
CGUCGCGUUCGUUCCAUGGCCGUGUCAACAUCGCAACGGCGGAGGUGGGACAGCGACAUUCCCACCGUCUUCCGCCCGCUGGUGCGCGCGUACCUGUUCGGUUAUGCGUCUGCAGUCGGGCCCCGGUUGCUGACGCUUCUGCUUCAACACGCUGCCCGCCACAGACGCAGCAAACAGCAACAGACAGGUCCGACGCCCGAUCCCCAGCGUGACGAACCGUUCCUGGCGGGCCUCCGACGCAUCCUCUUGGGCCCGCUCUCUUGUCGGAGUUUUCCCACCUCUUGCGCCGUGCUCAUUGGCGGUGCCACCUUUCUCGAGGUAUGUCCAUUCCAGCGUGCUUUCCAUGCCCCGGCCAGUUUUCAGUGA